Gossypium raimondii (Peruvian cotton) is the source of this 1785-nucleotide messenger RNA. Its product is annotated as aspartic proteinase PCS1. The coding region runs from base 58 to 1413 and encodes 451 amino acids. The transcript has a single exon. Gene Ontology annotation, molecular function: aspartic-type endopeptidase activity. Gene Ontology annotation, biological process: proteolysis. The record is from RefSeq and is a predicted model, not a curated record. NCBI's taxonomy places the organism in Eukaryota, Viridiplantae, Streptophyta, Magnoliopsida, Malvales, Malvaceae.
CCUGCAUUCUACCCACCACCCACCACCCCCUCUCUUUCUGCUACUAGCAACAAUCCAAUGGCUCUUCUUUUCUACCAUCUCCCUUUCCUUCCCUUUCUCUUCCUCUUCCUUCACUUCAUCGCUUCCCUUUCCUCUCCAACUCAAAACCUGAACGACACCCUUUCCUUCUCUUUUCCUCUUACUUCUCUCCGUAUCUCUCCUGAUGUUAAAGUUCAGACCCUGUCUUCUUCUUUAGUUGCAGGGGCCAGCAAGCAUGGUACAAGGCGUUUGGCAAGGCCAAACUCGGGUUCUUAUAAUUAUAAAACCACGUUCAAGUAUUCAAUGGCGUUGAUCGUGGCUUUGCCGAUUGGUACUCCGCCGCAGACUCAGCAGAUGGUGUUGGACACUGGGAGUCAACUGUCGUGGAUUCAGUGUCAUAAGAAGCUUGCUAAAAAGCCGCCUCCUACGGCGUCGUUUGAUCCUUCUCUUUCUUCUUCUUUCUCUGUUUUGCCAUGUAACCAUCCUCUUUGCAAGCCACGGAUUCCCGAUUUUACCCUCCCUACUUCCUGCGACCAGAACCGUUUGUGUCACUAUUCGUACUUUUACGCCGACGGAACACUUGCCGAGGGUAACUUGGUGAGAGAAAAGAUCACUUUUUCACGUUCCCAAAGCACCCCUCCUUUGAUCCUUGGUUGCGCCACGGAUUCCAGUGAAGACAAGGGUAUUUUGGGGAUGAACCUUGGGCGGUUCUCUUUCGCUUCCCAGUCCAAAAUCUCCAAGUUUUCCUACUGCGUGCCGACUCACCGGACGAAACCUGGGGUUUCGCCGACAGGAUCGUUUUAUCUGGGUCAAAACCCGAAUUCCCACGGGUUUCAGUAUAUUAACCUUUUGGCUUUCCCUCAAAGCCGGACCAUGCCUAAUAUGGAUCCUUUGGCUUAUACUCUCCCCAUGCUAGGGAUAAAGAUGGGAGCCAAAAAACUGGCAAUUCCCAUGCACGUUUUCCGACCCGACGCAGGCGGAUCGGGUCAAACCAUGAUUGAUUCGGGUUCCGAGUUCACUUACUUGGUGGAUGAGGCCUAUAACAAGGUGAGGGACGAAGUGGUACGACUGGUAGGUCCAAGGCUUAAAAAAGGUUACGUGUAUGGUGGAGUAGCCGACAUGUGUUUCGAUGGCAACCCAGUCCAGAUCGGACGGUUGAUCGGCGAUAUGGUAUUGGAGUUCGAAAAAGGGGUGGAAAUCAGAGUCCCCAAGGACAGAGUGUUAGCCGACGUCGGAGGUGGGGUCCACUGCUUAGGGAUCGGACGCUCAAACAUGCUUGGAAUCGCAAGCAAUAUAAUCGGCAACUUCCAUCAACAAAAUCUAUGGGUGGAAUUUGAUCUGGCCAAUAGGAGAGUGGGAUUCGGUAAAGCCGAUUGUAGCAGAGCAGCAGUAUAAAGAGGCCAUUACGUUUUGCGGUGAUGGAUCCCGAUACACAUGAGAUGAUCGUGAAAGAAAUAUCUUUAUCCGACGGUCUACAAUGAAAUGGAAGGUGUCAUGUGAAGAACAUGGGUUUUGUUUUUAAGCAUAUUAUCACAACAGCUGUUUCAAACUUUUUAUAGCUUUUGAGCAUGCAUGUACUUCCCUUCUAGUUGCAGUUGCAGUGUUGUCUGAUACUGAUAGUGGAAGUUGGAUUGGGGACCAUGAGUGAAGACAAAGUCAGUGAGACUUAAGCUUAGACUAAAGAUUUGUAUAUAUGAGGUUGUAAAAUUAUAUAUAUAUAUUAUCAAUAAUCAUAAUCAUAAUAAUAAAUCACUCACUGUUUAUUUA